Messenger RNA from Diaporthe batatas, 1774 nucleotides. RefSeq lists its product as uncharacterized. Bases 9 to 1562 code for a protein of 517 amino acids. Gene Ontology annotation, molecular function: heme binding; iron ion binding; monooxygenase activity. Lineage: Eukaryota; Fungi; Ascomycota; Sordariomycetes; Diaporthales; Diaporthaceae. The transcript has 5 exons. The record is from RefSeq and is a predicted model, not a curated record.
ACAACGCUAUGGCGAUACUAAACACUAUCUUGGAUGCGGGCAUCGCGGUCCGUCCCGCGACAAUUGCUGCAGUCAUCCUUGGCGCGAUCCUGACCCACCUACUAGUUCUCAUCGUCUACAACCUCUUCUUCCAUCCACUACGCGCUGUCCCGGGCCCUCUGCUAUCCCGAGCAACACCAUGGCCUUGGGCACUCCGCCAGUCUUUCGGUGUCCAAGCGUUCUAUACACACCGUCAGCACGCGAAGUACGGGCCUGUGGUACGCAUCGGACCAAACCACCUCACCUUCACCGACCCUAGAGCAUGGAAGGACAUCUAUGGCCACCGUACUGGGGGUGAGAAAGAUGGCCACCAGCUGGAGAUGUCCAAGUCGAGCGCCACCGCACACCCGAUCAGUGCCCUCCCCACCACAAUCAUAAACUCGGACAAGGAGGAACACCAGCGCCUAAGAAGGGCACUGAGCCACGGCUUCAGCGAUGCUGCCAUCCGAUCGCAGGAGCCGCUCAUUAUGAAACACGUCGGUAAGAUGAUUAGCGGCCUAAAAGAUCGCUGCCAAGAGGGGAAGCCGCUGAACAUGGAGGCCUGGUACAACUGGACUACCUUUGAUGUCGUCGGUGAACUGGUCUUUGGUCUUUCCUUCGGCUGCCUCGACAAGUUCGAGUACAAUCCCUGGGUCCACUCCAUGCUGGAAGCCAUCAAAUAUGGUGCAUCCAUGUCGGCGAUGGUCUACGUGGGCAGUAGUGCUCUUGUAAACCUGUUCUUCCGCUUUGUUGGCAGCAAGCACUUGAAACAGCUCAACAAGUACACGAACGAUAUGGUCGUUUCGAGACUGAAUUUGAAUCAGGAGAGGAAUGACCUUUUUGAAGGGAUGGUCAAAAAGCAAGCCGAAUGGAAAAUGUCAUUUGAGAAGCUCUCGGCCAAUGCUGAGAUCCUUGUGCUUGCCGGUAGCGAGACUACAGCAACACUGCUCUCAGGUUGCACCUACUUGUUGCUCACGAACCCAGACAAGAUGGAGAAGCUGAAGCACGAGGUCCGAUCGUCAUUUCGGAGCGAGCACGAGAUCACAGCAAGUUCAGUGAACAACCUGACGUACAUGCUUGCCAAUCUCAAUGAGGCACUGAGGCUAUACCCACCGGUAACGUCUAGCCUGAUCCGGGUGGUACCGAAAGGCGGUGACAGGAUUGCAGAUCUAUGGGUCCCGGAAGGUACCAUGGUCGAGUGCCAGCACUGGUCCAUGAACCACAGCGCGGAAAAUUGGGCAGACCCGUGGGAGUUCAAGCCUGAAAGAUUCCUGGAGGAUGUGCCAGGAAAUAAAAUGGAAGCCCUGCAAGCCUUCAGUGUGGGACCUCGUAAUUGCAUCGGCCGCAACCUGGCCUAUGUCGAGAUGCGCAUUAUCUUAGCACGUCUGAUUUAUAACUUCGACCUUCGACUUUCUGAAGACAGUCAGAGAUGGAUCGAAAGACAGAGGAGUUAUGCAUUAUGGUCGAGGAUACCAUUGUACUGCUAUCUCACGCGCGUCAGCGAGAACCCACGAGAAACGCCCCUCCCGACUGUCAGCGAGUGAAAAAAAAAUAUGGCCUUCUAGCCUACUCCACGACUACAAUCACAGGAUUCAACCAAGGAUAUCAACAUGUUUCCAUCUCGUUCACUGCGAGUAUCAACGGUGCCCCAAGGGUGAGAUGCCCCGAAGUGCCCCCGUAUCUGCUUUCCAUAACGAUUCGGACGCUGGGUAAAGCAUCUCCUCGGGUAAGAGAUCGGGAUACUGGGGAUUGUCCA